AAUUGCUACCCCAUCAUUCUCAGGUAGUAUUGGCAUGCUUGUCAUGGUUUCGUGAUGCGUUUGUGCGCAAACCGUCCGAGGCGCGGUAGCGUGGAAGCCUGACUCAGGCGCCCGCAACACUUAUGCUGGCUGGCGUGCAUGAAUAAUCACGAUGUAUCUAAAUGACCGGGUAUAUUGUUUACCUUUUUAAUUGCUCCACAGGUUUGACUCUGAUCCACGAUGUUAGCCAACAGCUUAGUGGCUCUUGCACUUGCAUUUCCUUUCGCAGUUGCGCAAAACCUGAGCGUGCCAUCUACGUGGCGUGAUCCUAGUACUUCCCUUUCAUUUUUAGACCGUGUUUCAAUUGCCCAAAACUGCGUCAAUACCCUUACUGCUGUUCUUGACACAGACACAGGCUCUUUCAGCGGACUUGGAUAUUGGCAAAAUGCGAACGUGCUUUCCGCGAUGGCUAAUCUGGACUACUUUACAAAAUCAACGACAAAUAAACAAGCGGUAAUAGGUAGUUUGAAUGCUGCAUUCAGCUUAUAUGCAGACUACGAUCAGUACGGGUAUAAUGAUGAUGCAAUGUGGUGGGCCACGGCAGCUUAUUAUGGCUACCGCGCAUAUGGCAAUCCCAAUCUUUUAAAUCACGCCAUUGCAACUUGGCAGCACGUCUCGAACUAUGUUAUCACUACAUCCGAUGCGAGCUCUGGAAAACAGCCCAAUAAGGACUUCCCCAUUGAGGGGUCCUGUGAUGGUGAAACCAUGGUGGGGGGUGUUUUUUGGCGCCCUUUGAAUGACGACGCUAGCGUGAACUCUAUCACUACUGGCCUCUAUAUAGCUCUCUCGGCCCACCUCGCGGCUACGACGAGAAAUAGCACUUACACUCAUGCUGCAAUUCUCUCUGCCAACUUCAUCAAGACCACUAACAUGAAUUCCGGGGAUCUCGUCCUUGACUCAAUCAAUGCUCAGGACUGCACGCGUUCUUCAUCGAGUUGGAUGUUUACUUACAACAGCGGCAAGUAUAUUGAAGGUUUGAGCGUCCUUGCAUUCGUCACUGGCGACACUAGCUGGACUUCACUCAUGCUGGAGGUCGUUGCCGCGGCGACAAAAGCGCCUGCAUGGGAGGGCAGUGAUGGUAUCAUUACGGAAGGCGCCGACGUCACAGAAGACAACGACGGCGUUGGAUUCAAGGCUGUACUCAUCCGCGGUUUAGCUGAGGCCUGGAGCUGCAACACUGGUAACACUGCCUUGAGGACUCUUAUCCGGAGUUAUACAGAUGUUCAGUAUAACGCGUUGCUUGACCUGGCCUCAAAUAGCAGUUCCGGCUCUACGUGGUACUCGCCGGCCUGGGAGGGUCCUGGCCCGACUUCGUUCAUCCCAUGGGGACAGCUCGCGGCUGUAGAUGUCCUAGUCUCCGCUGUGAACGUCAACAACUGAUAAACUGCAAUCAUGGAUCCUUUCACCGAGUCUUGAUAUCUGGAGCGAAAGCACCAAUCACGUUCUAUCGUAUCUGCUCACAAACAAUUGUACCAUCCAUGUGAACAUAGAGCAAGAACCGAUG
Suillus clintonianus is the source of this 1543-nucleotide messenger RNA. Its product is annotated as endo-1,6-alpha-mannosidase. Bases 220 to 1419 code for a protein of 399 amino acids. The record is from RefSeq and is a predicted model, not a curated record. Gene Ontology annotation, biological process: carbohydrate metabolic process. The transcript is spliced from 13 exons. Lineage: Eukaryota; Fungi; Basidiomycota; Agaricomycetes; Boletales; Suillaceae.